AUGCAGCCUUCGCAUGAACAUCAGCUUCAGCUCCAGUCGAGCGACGGCGCCGUCAGUGACGAGAACCGCCGCGUACUCGAGUGGAUCGCCCAGAUGAUGAACCCUCAGACGCGCGAAGGCGCUCUCCUCGAGCUGAGUAAGAAGAGGGAACAGGUUCCCGAGUUGGCUCUGAUUCUGUGGCACUCGUUCGGCGUUAUGACUUCGCUUCUGCAAGAGAUCAUCUCAGUCUACCCUCUGUUGAACCCUUCGCAGCUGACCGCAGCUGCAUCCAACCGUGUUUGCAACGCUUUGGCUUUGCUUCAGUGUGUGGCCUCGCACGGCGAGACUCGUGGCCUCUUCCUGGGUGCUCACAUCCCGCUGUUCCUCUAUCCCUUCCUCAACACGACAUCCAAGUCAAGACCUUUCGAAUACCUGCGCCUUACUUCUCUCGGUGUUAUUGGCGCACUUGUCAAGAACGACAGUUCAGAGGUCAUCAACUUCCUUCUCACAACUGAGAUCAUCCCUCUCUGCUUGCGCAUCAUGGAAACAGGUAGCGAACUCAGCAAGACGGUCGCUAUCUUCAUCGUUCAGAAGAUCCUGCUCGAUGACCUCGGCCUGCAGUACAUCUGUCAGACUUACGAGCGAUUCUACGCUGUCGGAACUGUUCUUUCCAACAUGGUCAACCAGCUUGUUGAGCAGCAGACGGUGCGUCUGCUGAAGCAUGUCGUGAGAUGCUUCCUCCGUCUCAGUGAUAACGCUCGUGCUCGUGAAGCUCUCCGCCAAUGCUUGCCCGAGCCCCUUCGCGACGCCACCUUCUCUUCUGUCUUGCGUGAUGAUGCCGCCACUAAGCGUUGUCUGGCACAAUUGCUGCUGGCACUUUCGGACCAGGUUGUCGACCCUUCGCAGCAGACCCAGCCUACUCUUCUUCCCUGA
This is a messenger RNA of Aureobasidium namibiae CBS 147.97, 912 nucleotides long. Its product is annotated as Rcd1-like protein. Gene Ontology annotation, biological process: negative regulation of translation; mRNA catabolic process. Lineage: Eukaryota; Fungi; Ascomycota; Dothideomycetes; Dothideales; Saccotheciaceae. The transcript has 3 exons. Bases 1 to 912 code for a protein of 303 amino acids. Gene Ontology annotation, cellular component: CCR4-NOT complex; P-body; CCR4-NOT core complex. The record is from RefSeq and is a predicted model, not a curated record.